AUGAAACUUACCUUCCCCGCCGUGGUUGCCGCUGCGACUCUCGGCGCUGCGGCACCGUUCACCUCGAGGAAUCCAGCCAACGUGCUACUGAAGCCUAGGAUAGAAACACCGUCUGCAUUGACAUGUCAGGCAUCGAGUUGGCCUCCGAACACGAUAGGCGGGCCAAACCUACCACAGGCACCAUCUGCGGACCUCGAGUCUAUACUUGCGCAGGUUGAUCCGGCUAACAUUGAGGCUACGAUCCGGAAAUUGGUGUCGUUUGGCACGCGGCACACGUUAUCAAUACAGAACUCGACGACUCGCGGGAUAGGAGCGGCGCGUGACUGGAUCCACGCCGAGUUCCAGAAGUACGCCGACGCGAGCGACGGGAAGCUAACGGUGGAAAGUGUAGGGUAUACGCAGGAAGCAGAUGGCAGCCGGAUCUUAUUCCCGGUGCUCAUCAGCGACGUCGUUGCGACUUUGCACGGGACUGAGGAUAACCGGUUGUAUGUUGUAUCUGGGCACUACGACUCUCGGGUUUCGGACCCGUUGAACUACGAGAGCGACGCGCCUGGCGCCGAUGAUGACGCCUCGGGAGUUGCCAUCUCGCUUGAGCUGGCGCGGAUUAUAUCGCAGCCGCAGUACCCUCGUCCCAAGGCGAGUAUCGCAUUUGUAGCCGUCGCGGGCGAGGAGCAGGGACUGUACGGGGCGAAGUUCUUAGCUCAAACGUAUGCUAAUGCUACGCCGAGGGUUAAUGUCGAGGGCAUGUUCACGAAUGACAUCGUAGGUUCGCCGAAAGGUGGGACAAACGGAGAAUCCGUAGACCCGUAUGUCAUACGAUUGUUUGCGCAAGGCUUGCCUGGACUCGCGAUUGAGAAUAGCACGACGCGGGAAACGCGUCUGACGAUCGGCGGUGAAAACGACACGCCGGCGCGGCAGCUAGCGCGCUUCGUCAAGGAGACGGCCGAGAACACGGCGACGGGCAUGAACGUCUCCGUGGUAUACCGCCUCGACCGCUACCUGCGCGGCGGCGACCACCGGCCUUUCCUCGAAGCCGGGUACCCCGCCGCCCGAUUUACGGAACCUCACGAGGAUUACGCGCAUCAGCACCAGGAUGUGCGCGUUGAUUCCGACGGAAAGCAGUACGGGGAUCUGCCUGAGUUCGUUGAUUUCGAGUACGUGGCGCGCGUUGCGCGUGUCAACGGCGCUGCGCUAUGGAGCCUUGCGACAGCACCGGGGACGCCCCAGAACGUGCGCGUCGAUACGUCGGCCCUGAGCAGUAGUACCACGCUGUACUGGGAUCCGCUUGCUGCUGGACACGAUGGUGGUUACGAGGUGGUAUGGCGUCCGACGAGCGCGCCCUUUUGGACGGGUGUACUUGACGUGGGUCCCGCUAUUGAAGCUACGGUGCCACUGAGUAAAGAUGAUGUUGUGUUUGGAAUCCGGGCUAAGGGCGCAGACGGCUUUCGAGGUGUUGCUGUGCUACCCUUUCCCGGGAGCCGAUAA
This is a messenger RNA of Daldinia caldariorum, 1485 nucleotides long. Its product is annotated as Zn-dependent exopeptidase. Bases 1 to 1485 code for a protein of 494 amino acids. Lineage: Eukaryota; Fungi; Ascomycota; Sordariomycetes; Xylariales; Hypoxylaceae. Gene Ontology annotation, molecular function: metalloexopeptidase activity; protein binding. The transcript is spliced from 2 exons. The record is from RefSeq and is a predicted model, not a curated record. Gene Ontology annotation, biological process: proteolysis.